This is a messenger RNA of Cheilinus undulatus (humphead wrasse), 1903 nucleotides long. It is a transcript of the gene tmem54a, whose product is annotated as transmembrane protein 54a. Bases 307 to 1023 code for a protein of 238 amino acids. The record is from RefSeq and is a predicted model, not a curated record. Lineage: Eukaryota; Metazoa; Chordata; Actinopteri; Labriformes; Labridae. The transcript is spliced from 8 exons.
ACAGGCAGCAGUGAACCUACAGAGGCUUUGUGUGCUGCAGGGAGGUAAAGUCAGCUAUGGAUACAUAGUUUUCCACAUUUUCUUAAGCAUGUGUCUUACAGUCCUUCUUUGGUGUGCAGAGCUGACACCUCUUCCUCUUACUUGCCCCAGCUAGGACGGUAAGCAGAGCUGCGCCUGUUUGUCCGCAGGUGAGCGGCUAUAGACGAAGACAACGACCUACGAGGAGCGAGCGCUUGGAAAAGACGUCCAGUAUGACUCCAACAUAACUUUUAAGCUAACAUGAUCUAAGACGAUAUAAAAUACACCAUGAUUAAUUUAGGAAUAUGCUGCGUCAGCCUCAAGGACAACAAGGCCCUGAUGAAGAUGGGUCUGGGGCUGGUGCUGGUGGGCCAUGUCAACUUUCUGCUUGGAGCACUUGUGCACGGCGCCGUGCUCAGACACAUCAACGUGCACGCUCAGGCCAGGACAAUGGAGUACGCCAUCUCUAAUGUGAUCGCCAUUGUGGCUGGUUUAGUGGGAAUCAUUAGUGGAAUAACGGCCAUUGUCCUCUCCAAAAACAAGAAAAACAGGAUCCUGCAGUGGGUCCUGUUGGUCUUCAGCUUCAUUGCAGGUCUCCUGGCAGUUGCCUCCAUCCUGGGCUUGUCAGUUUCCAUGGUGAAAGCAAUUAUUCACAAAGGUUUGAGCCUGCUGACACACUGUAAAUCUUACGAAAAAGGAGUCGGCUCCGCCAGCAUCACAUAUGAAUGCCCCUUCGAUCCCACUCGUAUUUAUGGGACGACUAUCAUUCUGUGGGUGCCUCUCAUCUUUAUGUGUGUGGUGGAAAUGGUGUUCUCCUUCCGUUGCUUUGCUGCCUGUACUUCAUUUCUCUACCUCUGUCCAUGCAGAAAGAGGCCGGUCCGGGCCAGGAGGAUAAAGACACAUGAAAGCCUGCUUGGAGUCUGCAACAAACUCCAAAUGACAAGCCAGUUUGGCUGCGCGACCAGCUUUAGAAAGAGUCCUGUUAGUGCCAAACUUCCAUUCUGAAAAUAAUGGAGGCCACUGUACUCUUGGGAACCUUCAACAACAGAAUGUUUUUGUAGCAUUCUCCAGAUGUGUGCCUUGCAACAAUCCUGUCUCUGAGCUCUGCAGGCAGUUCCUUUCACCUCAUGGUUUGAGAGAAAUGGGAGGCAACUGAGCUAAAUUUAAAAUGUUGCAAAGGGUUUGAGUUCUUGUGUCUAUAUGAAAUUUAAGUUUUUUAUUUUAAUUUUUUUUAACUACUGAAAUUUCUAAAAUUCUGUUUUUACUUGGUGGUGAUGGGGUCCUGAGCAUUGAUUAAUGAGAAUAAAUGUUUGUUUUUUUAUUAUUUUGCUGUAACAUCAGGUGGCAAUUAAACAAAAUGGAAAAUAUGAUGGAGGUUAAAAUGCUUUCAAAAUGCAAUGUAUCAGAACAUUACUUUUUGGCUUUCCUUGAAUUUUUGAAAAAAUGUCAAAAUUUUUCCAUUUAAGUUUAAACCAUUUGCUUGAAAUGUUGGGAGAAUUUGCUGUUUGGAUAUUUUGAGAAAUUUGCUUGGAAAUUUUCAGGUGUUUUCAUGUAGAUCUGGGGGAUAUGUGUAUAUUUUAGAGUUUGGAAGUUUUGUGAGAAAUGUGCUUCCAUUUUGGGGGAAAUUUUCAUGGGAAUUUGUUUGGAUGUUUGGGGAAAUUUGGGGCAUUUUCAUGGACAUUUCAGGGAAAUAAUUUAGAUGUUUCCACCCUUUUCAAUAAAUGUUGGGUAAUUGUAAUUUUAGGGGGAAUCUGCUACUGUACUUUUAGAGGAAUUUACUUUGAAAUUCUGGGAUUCUUGUCGAAAUCUUUGUUUGGAAUGUUAAGGCUUUAUGACAAAAUUUUACUGAAACAUUUGGGAAAUAUUUUUCAAAAAAUUUUAGGUU